GGCGCUCCUGGGGUCAUCUUUAAUUUCUCUUUUAUGCCACAGGCUCCUUGGCACCCCGAGGCCCAUGCCUGGCACACAGCAGAUGUUGAAAAUACUGAUUGAACAAAGCAGCAUUCCCUUUUGGAAAGUCCUAACACACUAUCAUCUCUGACUUGACCCAGUGGGAAGGAAUGGGGACAAUGAGAGGUUUUAAGCCAAACUGCAGUCAGGCUGUUGAGCACAGACGAUCCUCAGAGGAAAAGCAGGGCUGAGGGGAAGCGAGGGUGCAGAGCCAGCCCCGAAUCGAGGCACAAGUUUAACAGGCAGGAAACGGGGCACACUGUCAUGACUCUGGUUUCCCCUUACCAGCACCUCUUAACCACCAUUUUUCUGUUGCUCUUUUUUUAAUGUCACGAUGAGCUCUAAUUUGAGCUGCUUUUAUUGUCCCCCGAAGACUUCUGAGUUAGCUCUGUGGGUAUCACAAAACCUGAAACCCAGUCCGUGUUCCCUGGGCUUUGGGGAAGUGGAACCAUGGGUGCGCUGGUCAUUUUUAGCAGUCGUUGGAGUACAGCCAAAGCUCCCAGAGAUACGAAAAGUACUGCGAAUCGCCCGAUUGGCUGUUGGAAUUAGCUGUUAAACAAAGCAGCCACCUCUUCUCUCUGACUAGACUCUAAGCUCCAUGAAGACAGAGGCUCGCUCUCUCCCACCUCGCGUCACCCUGCGAACCACGCAGGCACCCUCAAAAAUCAGUCGAUCCGAACGUUCCAGGGAUGGGUACCACUUGGAUCACGUUACCGGCAGCGCGUCGGAGGGAACAGAUGUUCCCAUUCAAAUCCACGAAACUGGAAACAUGAGAAAACAACAAUCAUGACAUUGAUUGAUAGUGAUACUUACUGUGUCAGACCGCGUCAGCUCAGCUAGAAGACAGACGUGCAUACGGUCGUCUUUACAUUUGGGUUUCAAAGAUUCUCAAACGCCUAAAUAACGUCGCUGAACUUGGAUCCUAAUUCUUGCUUGAUACGCUGUUCACUGUUUCUUUAUCGAAUUACAGCCCUGUUCUUUUGAAUGUCACGCUCAAGACCUCUCCCUCCGAGAAGGCAGUGCCUCUGGGGCUUCCAAGAUAUUUUCAGUUUGAAAAAAUUUAUCGGGGCGCCCGGGUGGCUCGCUCGGGCGGCGAACAGGCAGAGCCCUCUGCAUGAGGCCCUCGGCUUGCUUCCGCUGGGCCGCAGCCCUGGCCAGAAUAUGGCCAGCGCCGGGGGGCCCCGGGCCUCGGGAGAAGCAGGCGCUGCUCGCGCCGACAGCAGUGGUCACUGCGGUGCAGGUGGCGGGCAAGAAGGACCACCCCGCUCUGCCUCCCCUGGAGGAGAGGGACCUUGAGGAGCAGUUCGUGAAAGGGCACGGUCCGGGGGGCCAGGCCACCAACAAAACCAGCAACUGUGUGGUGCUGAGGCACGUCCCCUCCGGCAUCGUCAUCAAGUGCCAUCAGACAAGAUCGGUCGAUCAGAACAGAAAGCUCGCUCGGAAAAUCCUCCAAGAGAAACUGGAUAUUUUCUACAAUGGUGAAAACAGUCUUGUUUACAAGGAAAAACAGGAGGCAGAGAGGAAAAAGCAAGAGAGGAAAAAAAGAGCAAAGGAAACCCUAGAGAAAAAGAAGCUGCUGAAAGAACUCUGGGAAGCAAGUAAAAAUGUCCACUGAGAAAGAACGGAAGAUGCUUUUCUGUUGUUUGUUUUUGGGUUUUUUUUUGUUUUUUUUUUUUUUUAAGAUUUUAUUUAUUUGACAGAGAUCACAAGCAGGCAGAGAGGCAGGCAGAGAGAGAGGAGGAAGCAGGCUCCCC
This is a messenger RNA of Lutra lutra (Eurasian river otter), 1814 nucleotides long. It is a transcript of the gene MTRFR, whose product is annotated as mitochondrial translation release factor in rescue. The record is from RefSeq and is a predicted model, not a curated record. Gene Ontology annotation, biological process: translational termination. Gene Ontology annotation, molecular function: translation release factor activity. The coding region runs from base 1175 to 1675 and encodes 166 amino acids. NCBI's taxonomy places the organism in Eukaryota, Metazoa, Chordata, Mammalia, Carnivora, Mustelidae. The transcript is spliced from 4 exons. Gene Ontology annotation, cellular component: mitochondrion.